AUGCCGGGGGGCGCCCGCCUGUGGCUGUGCGCUGCCGUGCUGGGCUGCCUGGCGGCGGCGAAGCCCCUCCGGAGAGUUCUUGAAUGCCAUCCUGGUGGACAUCAGAUUCUGCAGAGCCCUUACCGAAGUGUAGAUUUUGAUUCAUCCCACCUCCAGCAGUCAGCUAUUCAGGAUUUAAUAUGUGACCAUUCCCUAGCACCAGGAUGGUAUCGCUUUAUGAUUUUUGAUAAGCCUGCUGAGAUGCCAACCAAGUGUGUGGAGAUGAAUCACUGUGGUACUCAAGCCCCUGUCUGGUUGUCUCUGAAGGAGUCAGAAUCCAUGCCUCGACCUGGUGAGAUCAAGCAGCUCACAGCCUGUGCAACAUGGAAAUUUUUCUUCAGCAUGUCCAAAGACUGCUGCCUUUUUCGAAUCCCUGUCAGUGUGAGGAACUGUGGAGAUUUCUUUGUUUACUUACUACAACCCACACAAGGAUGCAUGGGUUAUUGUGCAGAAGGUGAGGUGGCUCCUUCAACGUCUCCAUCUGUGUCACCACCACUACCAGCCAUUCCUGAGGUUGCAGCAGAGUUGAUCAAAGGGAGUAUUUACCUAAGGUGUACCUUUGGCAUUCCUUUUGCAAACAGCUCAGUUGGAUUCAUUGUGACUUGGUCAAGACUUUCUCCUGAAGGCAUCAAAGAAGAACUGAAACAUGAGAGAACAGUUCAUACGUUCUCACUCUUAGAGUUAGAUGGGACAAGCAUCAGACUUGGAGAAAGAGUCUACUGUAGCAGUUCUGCUUUCUUCAUGGAGAAGCCAAGCAUACAUAGCAGUCCAGUUGAGAGCAAGGAAUUUUUUGCUGGCAUUAAGAUACUUCCAGAAGCGUAUGAUAUAUCAGAAGAUGGCAAGGAAUACAGACUGUCAAUAGAAAGCAGAAUCCCUGUUCCUUGUCCCAAAUUUAACCAGGUUGAAAGUGACUGCAGAAUAUCACUAAGAUUGAAUACUGUUGAUGAAGGUAAAGAACAACUAGGUUUAAACUUGGCUCUUUCUUCUUGUCAUGUGGAUCUUCUCCAGAAACCCUGUAGAAAUGGAAUCUGUAGUCAAGCAAUAAUUUACUUCACUGCUGUGACAGACUUUAUGCAGGACGGAGACAGAAUUACCAGAAUUGCAGUCGAACCAAUAUCCAGUGAGAAUUUCCUGUGGAAUGGCUAUGUUCCAGAAAGCACAAAGAUUACUGUAAAGGAUCUACCGACUGCGUACUGCUACUCAUUUACUGACCCUCAUAUAAUAACGUUUGAUGGAAGACUCUAUGACAAUUUUAAAACAGGAACAUUUGUCCUCUAUAAGAGUACAGCUCGAGAUUUUGAAGUUCAUGUUCGCCAGUGGGAUUGUGGAAGUCUUCAAUAUCCAGCAUCCUGUAACUGUGGCUUUGUUGCCAAAGAAGGAAGUGAUAUAAUUGCAUAUGAUAUGUGCAAUAGUCAGCUACAUGAGUCACAGCCAUACUUAUCCAUAAUAAGUAGAGACACAACAGGAAGCAACGUCAGAAUCACUGAAUCCUACCUAGGAAGAAAAGUAACAGUUUUGUUUUCUUCUGGAGCUUUCAUUCGUGCUGAUGUGAGUGAAUGGGGAAUGAGCAUAACACUUAGGGCGCCCAGUUCAGAUUACAGAAACACAAUGGGGCUCUGUGGCACCUUCGAUGGAAGUGCAGAGAAUGACUAUCACACUGCCAAUGGUGUGGCAAUUCCAAACAAUUCUGAUGCUCUUCUUUUGUUUAUAAAGGAAUGGAGAAUUCCACCAGGAGGUAGCUUGUUUGACAAGACACCUUCUUCAUUACCAUCUUCUAGGAAAACAAACUUCUGUGACUGCACAUUUGAAGAUGUUGGGUUAGAUCCAUCAGUACGUAAACUAAAGGCAGUUUCUAAAUCAGAACUUCCCCUGUCUUGCAAAGACAGUGAAAAUGGUAGAUUUCUUUCUUUGAUACCUGGACUGGAUGUCACUGCUGAGUAUCUCAGCCCUAUUGAUCUUGUCAAAGGCUUAAACAAACAUUCAUCUGUACAUGAAAUGGAUUCCGCUGCACUUCUGGAAAAGGAAGAUAAUCAAACCAAACUUCACAAAUCAUCAUUAGUAAAGCCACAUGUCUCUGCAACCUCAAAAAUAAGUUCUGGUAUGGAAAAAGAAGGAUCUUCAAGCUCAGACAUUAAAAGAAUUUCUGAUGGCUACAGUAAUCAGAAAAGUCAAUCUGCUACAAAUAGAAGGAAGCGCCAAAGUUAUUACAAAUAUCAUCCAGUAUUUCUAUUCCAAAAUCUAAGCCAAAUGGAUUUAGAGGCAUAUAGGUACUUUUUCCCAGAGGACCACACCACUGACAAAGACAAGAAGUUUCUUCCUUCUUGGCCCACACCUUCUGGCCUCUCUGAGUCCAGUGCUCUGAGACUGUGCCAGCAGGCAAUAGCCAAUUCCAGUAUAGGAAGAGCUUGUGGUGGCCUUCUUGGUAGGAGAAUGGAAGAUGCAAUCAGUAUCUGUGUUAAAGAUUUACUGUUGAAAGAUGACCUCAGAUGGGCAGAAGCUUCAUUAGCGCUUUUAGAGAAUGAAUGUGAGAAGAGAGUUUUAGAAGAAAUAAGCUACAGUCAACAGGAACUUCAGGGGUUUGUUGAGAACCUGCUUACUGUACUGAAGUGUCCCAGUCUGUGCAGUGGUAAUGGAGAAUGUACAGAAUGGGGUUGUGCAUGCUUUCAAGGCUAUGGUUCAUACGACUGCAGUAUACUGUCUGACCAAGCUCCAGAAAUAAUAGAGCUGGAAAAUGCUGGGCUAUGUGAUAUUCGUCAGUAUGACUGCACAUCAGUGAGAGUUUUUGGACAUGGCUUCAGAGAGUCAUCGAAUCUGAAGUGUGAAAUUAUCAGAUUGCAAUAUACUGAUAACCAGUGGAUUCCUGGAGAGCCUCUAAUUAUGUCAGCUGCCUUCCAAAAUGUCAGGAGUGUCGACUGCCAGUUACCGAAUAACAGCCCACAAUCUGAUGUCAUGGAUCUGGUUGAUGAUAAACCCAUUGCCUUGUGGAAAAUAAAGAUUUCUAAUGAUGGAUUAAUUUACAGCAAUUCUAAAACAGUGAUAAUAUACGAUGGAGCCUGUCAGAUAUGUGAACUACAGGAAUCUGGAUUAUGUGCACUAAAGGAGAAAACAUGCAAUAUAGAUGGACUCUGUUACGGUGAAGGUGACAUGAAUCCAACCAGCCCUUGCUUACUCUGCAGACCCGACACAUCAAGGUUAAGUUGGUCAGUUGUUGAAAACAACCAGCCUCCUGUACUUGAAACUUUUCAGGGUAUGCUACAGACUUUUUAUGGAGAAGAUUUUGUAUAUCAGUUUUUGGCUUCAGAUCCAGAGGGCUCUGCUAUUCUUUUCACAUUGGAAUCUGGUCCUGAAGGUGCCAGUCUUUCCCCAUCAGGUCUCCUUUUGUGGAAAGCUGUGUCAAAGAAUCCCCAUAAAUUAACAUUUUCUUUGACAGAUGACUGCAAUGCGGAGACUAAGGUAGAAAUAGAGAUCAAAGUAAAUUCAUGUGAUUGCCUGAAUAAUGGCUCAUGUGUGACAAACAUUAAUUUCCCACCUGGAAGUGGGAGAUACCUUUGUGUAUGUGUGGCUGGAUUUGAAGGUGAUCUCUGUCAAGUGAAUACUGAUGACUGCAAACUCAACCAGUGUGGUACUGGCAAAUGUGUAGAUGGAAUAAACAGCUAUUACUGCGAAUGCCCACCUGAACUUCAAGGUGAAAAUUGUCAAGAUGAUAUAGAUGAAUGUGCAUCCAACCCUUGCUUCCCUGGAGUAUUUUGCUUCAAUACUUUUGGUUCUUACUAUUGUGGUUCAUGCCCAAAAAAUCUACAUGGAGAUGGGAAGUCAUGCUACGAAACCUUUGAUGACAUUUACGUUAAAAGAAAAGAUUUCAUAGGGGAAGCUGGAGAGAAUAAAGGUGAUUGUUUUGAACAGUCAUCAUUUGACAAGGUCUUGAGCUCUGUUCCCAGUUCUAUAGAUGUCCCCCGAAGAUUUAUUUCUAUAGAAAUGGACAAUACUAGUACUCCAUCACUCUCCAUAUCAAAAACAAUCACCACUGAGAAGUCAUGUGGUUCUCAGAGAAGUGCUUCUGUACAACCAGAUGCAUCUGAAAACAUUGCUCAUGCUGUUGGUAGCAGUAGUGGACGCCUUACUGACACAGAAGGGGCUUCUCCAGAAAACACAGUGAUUACAGCUUCUUCAAGGAGCCAUGCUGUAUCAGCUGAGAAGAAAACAAGGACACGAGUUGAGGCCUACAGUCAUUGGGAGACUGGCAAGAAGGCUUCUCUUAGCAGUUCAAUGAAUACAAGCAAAGGGCUUUCUUCAUCACACAAAAUAUUUAAAGGUGGAAAUGCUCACAGAGUUCAGCACUUGUUAGCCAAGCGUAGAAUGAAUCCUUUACUUUUUGCUCUUGUUGAAGUGACUAUCCCACCAGAAAUGCUUCCUGAAGAUUCAGAUGAAAUAGUACUUCCUAAAGCAAUAACCUGUGCUGAACUAUCUUGUUUUCCUGGAGUACCUUGUGAGCCAAGUCAGGAUGAUGGAGUCAAGUGUGGUCGUUGUCCCUAUGGUUACUAUGGAGAUGGCUUCAAUUGUAGAGCAAUAUGUAGACAAACAUGUGGCAAAAAUAUGGAGUGUGUGGAACCCAAUAUUUGCAAAUGCAAGCCUGGUUAUGCUGGUUAUAACUGCCAGACAGCACUAUGCAGACCUGAUUGUAAAAACCAUGGAAAAUGCAUUAAGCCCAAUGUCUGUGAAUGUCUACCAGGUUACAGCGGCUCCACUUGUGAAGAAGCACACUGUAAACCACCCUGUAAAAAUGGAGGCACAUGCUUGGCCAGAAAUCUCUGUACCUGCCCCUAUGGUUUUGUAGGACCAAGAUGUGAUACAAUGAUUUGCAACAGGCACUGUGAAAAUGGUGGUGAAUGUCUCCCUCCAGACAUCUGCCAGUGUAGAUCUGGAUGGUACGGACCAACGUGCAGUACAGCGAUGUGUGACCCUGUAUGUCUCAAUGGUGGCUCCUGUACUAAGCCAGGUGUAUGCCUCUGUCCACAUGGAUUUUAUGGAACCCAAUGUCAGAAUGCUGUCUGCAGGCCGCCUUGCAAGAAUGGUGGCCACUGUAUGAGAAACAACAUUUGUACUUGUCCUGAUGGUUAUACAGGCAGAAGAUGUGAAAAAAGUGUCUGUGAGCCAAGGUGCAUGAAUGGAGGAAGGUGUGUAGGGCCCAAUAUUUGCUCUUGUCCUUCAGGUUGGAGUGGAAAAAAAUGUAACACACCAGUCUGUCUUCAGGAAUGUAAGAAUGGUGGAGAGUGCAUUGGACCCAGUACGUGUCAUUGUCCUCCGCAGUGGGAAGGAAUCCAGUGUCAAACACCUGUGUGCAAUCAGAAGUGCCUGUUUGGAGGCAAGUGUGUGUCACCUAAUGUGUGCUCCUGCCGUCUUGGUUAUACUGGAGUCCUCUGUGGGAAGAAAGUUCAGGUACAAAGACAUCGUAAUUGAAGAAAGGAAGUAUAUCAAUUAAAUGCUGCAUGGAUCUGUGACACUUGAAAAUAGCAAGAAAUUUGAAGGCAUUCCCAGAUCUAAUUUAAAUGAGGAAAAUAUUCAGAGUAUUUAAAAAAAAAUCAUGUUAGUUGUGAAUUUUUGAAAAGCUUCAGUACAGCAAACUUGUAGUCAUUGUAACAUGUGUGUUUCUACAAUUCUCAGCUACCUCAGAGCCUCUGAAUCUUCACCAGAUGGAGAGAUCUCAUGCAUCAUGCAAACCCAGAAUUCCGCAGUCUGUUAAUGUAGUCAACUAUACUGUGUGUGAGCAAGAUUGCAAUAUCUGCUGAGCACCUCUAUGAAAGUAGAUGGCACACAAUCAUUUGGGAAUUGUACAUUCUGUUUUUAAACAUUGUUCAUAUAUGUAUUAUUUGGAAGCAUAUAGAAGGAAGAGCACAGGUUUUUUUGUUUGUUUGUUUCUUUUUAACUUUGUUUUCUUUUGUGUAGUAGUGAGGAAGGAGGGGCAGCCUAAAACAAGACUUCAGUAGUAGUGCAGGCAGGGCCAUAUGGCUCAUUAACAGUCAACCAGCAGCAGACUACUUCCAGUUUAUCUGUGGCAGGCCUUUGUAUCCAGCAGCCAGACUCUGACUCUUCUUCAUUAUUUACACUCACAUGUGUGCAUGUGAUUACAGAAUGACUGCUGUGUCUGUAAGACUCUUUCAUGCUCCUAUUUUGAAACAGCAUUUGGAAAGGUGAGAAAAUAAUGUUUCUUAGAGAAAUGUGACAGUGUUUGACCCAGAGAGAUCUUGUGCUGAACCUUAAAAUAAGAGCUGGUAACAGUGGGAGUUUGCUGCACAUCAUGACAUCUGUUUACAUCUUCUCAGAAAGUAUUUGCAAGCAAUCCAUAUGGGUGCUUUUUCCUUUACCUAUUGCUCCAACCAAUUGUUAUCACCAACCAGCAGCAAGACAGUUUUGGAACAAAUGAAAUUCCAGUUUAUUCUACGCUUCCUUCUUCCUUCUGCCUCUCCUUCAGCAAAUGAGUUCUGGUAAUAAAACUCCCUUUCAGCUCAGCAUGUGAAUUUACCAUUUGGGGCUGUGAGUUGUUUUUCUUACAAAAAAAAAAUAAACCUCAUUAUUUUUAAUCUCAUGAAUCAUAUCCCAUUUAAAUGCACUAAUUCUGAAUAGAAAGAAAAUCCUGUUCCUCUUGCUAUUUUCUGCCACUAUGGGACGCCAACUGCCACUCAUGGUUGUAAGAGCUCUCUGAGCUUACAUUUCUCACCUUUCCAUAGCCCUCUUAAUCCAUUCUGCAAAGUAAAUUAGCAUUUUCAGAGCUCAGCACCAUUUCAGAAUGAUAAUUUCUAAGUGCCUGGUGCGUAUUUCAAAAACGUUUUCAGUCUUCCACUUGCACUGUAAGUUUCAGUGGCUCCAUGGCUUUUAUUUUUAAUCCAGUGUCCAGGUGGCUGGGAACUGUUCUAUUAUUUAAAACCUGCUUCACUUGAACUGUUUCCUUUCUCACAGCUCACAAAGAUCUCUAUGAACAAAACCUGACUAGCUAUUGGAACUGAUGCCUCAAGCUGAAGACUUGAAUACACAGUAUUUUCUAAAUGUGGGCAUGCUGAUAUUGCAUAAGCUCAUUUUGUAACAGCUCCCACUCCAUGCAUCAUUUAGCUACAGAGGUGGUGCUCUCAACGAUGAGGUGCCAGGAACAGCGUUUUGGUUAACGGCUGUGCAACCUUCUGUUCACAAAACUGUACCAAUACAAAUGCCCUUCUAGGAUUUCAGGCUGAAUAAAGGGUUCUAAUUAAUAACUUCUAGUAUUUCCCACUGACUUUCCUUGUUGCUAAAGGCAGAAAUAACUUCUUUUACGUCUUCCAAAUGCAAGCUGAGUGAAGAAAAGCACAUCCAGACUUUUGCUACAUUAGUAAAAAGCUUGGUGCCAAUCUAUGCUGUGUUCCUUUAAGCACACAGAGCAGGAAAAUUACUAGUACAGGCGUAAGGACGCAUACUUCAAAAUUUCCCUGUUAUUACAGUCCGUUAUACAUGAAAUAGUAUUUACUGAAUGUAACUAGAAAGCAUAUUGAAACAAUGCAGUAAUGCUGCUCAGUUUUACAGAAACUUAGUCAGCAGAAGUUGCAUAGUUUACAUACACUGGUUUAAAAAAAAAAAAUAAAAUCUAAACUUACAUAGCACAGUCACAAGGUAGGCCAAAAAGAGUUUGGGGGCUUGGAAUGGGGGGAUGACAGGGUCUGCUGCAGGGUAACUAGUGCCAAGCUGAAAUCUCUUACGCUGAUUCUUAGCACAUUGGAAAGGCUGCAUUAAUAGGAAAAGGUUUUCAUGUAAGUAAAUCACUGUUAUAGUGUACAUACAAAGUUUUUCCAUCAGAUGAACAGCAUCAGAUGUCAGUUGGCAGAGAAAAUGUGGAGCAGCAGAAGGUAAACUGAGUCAAUAUGGCGUACAAGAAUAUUGUUCACUGAAUUUUGUUGCAUGAUUUCCUUAUAUACUGAAGGUAACUAUGUAUGUCUGCUAACUCUACCAAAAUUGCUCUGCAGGCAGGAGAAGUUCCUUUCCUAAUAGCACAUUAAACAUUGCCCAUGAUCUUUAAAAUGCUGUUUAAUGAGUUUUUUUGUAGGAAGUAGUCACUUAUAUCACAGAAGAAACUACAGUCCUUGCAAGGACUUACCUUCCUACAUCUAUGUUCAUAUUACUCAAGAUUUCAAAAUUAAAAAAAUAAAAUGAAGUGGGU
Molecule: messenger RNA, 8218 nt
Organism: Tympanuchus pallidicinctus (lesser prairie-chicken)
Lineage: Eukaryota; Metazoa; Chordata; Aves; Galliformes; Phasianidae
Gene: VWDE
Product: von Willebrand factor D and EGF domains
Exons: 30
Coding region: 1-5496 (1831 amino acids)
Molecular function (GO): calcium ion binding
Source: RefSeq, a predicted model, not a curated record